Molecule: messenger RNA, 3048 nt
Organism: Aspergillus niger
Lineage: Eukaryota; Fungi; Ascomycota; Eurotiomycetes; Eurotiales; Aspergillaceae
Exons: 6
Coding region: 1-3048 (1015 amino acids)
Biological process (GO): carbohydrate metabolic process
Cellular component (GO): vacuole
Molecular function (GO): beta-galactosidase activity
Source: RefSeq, a predicted model, not a curated record
AUGAAGACCUCAUUUUUGCUUGCUAUAGGUCUGGCUGUGGAGGCUUGCCUAGGCCUGGUUUCCGCCCCGAAUUAUGUUCGUCAGAUUAAUGCCACAGACUCUUCCCUCCAAGACAUCGUGACGUGGGAUGAGUACUCCAUAAGGGUACGCGGGGAGCGCAUUCUUCUCUUAUUGGGAGAGUUCCAUCCAUUCCGUCUCCCUUGUCCGGGGCUCUGGCUCGAUGUCUUCCAAAAAGUCCGCGCGCUUGGGUUCUCGGCUGUGUCCUUUUACGUCGACUGGGCUCUUCUUGAGGGUGAGCGAGGGUCCAUCCGGGCGGAUGGAGUUUUCGCGCUCGAAGAGUUCUUUCAGGCCGCUACAGAAGCCGGUCUGUAUUUGACUGCUCGUCCUGGUCCUUAUAUUAAUGCUGAAGUUUCCGGGGGCGGAUUUCCCGGCUGGUUGAAACGGGUGCAAGGCCGGCUCAAGACUACGGAUCAAGGCUACUUGGAUGCCAUCACUCCCUAUAUGCAGGCAAUAGGGCGCAUUAUUGCGAAGGCACAGAUCACGAAUGGUGGCCCGGUGAUCCUAUUUCAACCCGAGAAUGAGUAUACGGCUUGCGUACAAGACGAAGGCUACACGCAAAAGGAGUAUAUGGCAUACGUGGAAGAGCAAUAUCGAAAGGCUGGAAUAGUCGUGCCGUUUAUCGUCAAUGAUGCCGAUCCUAUGGGCAACUUCGCUCCCGGCACGGGAGUUGGCGCUGUUGACAUUUACAGCUUCGAUGAUUAUCCCUUACAAUGGAGCACAGCACCAUCCAAUCCGUCAAAUUGGUCAUCCCUGAUAAGCCCAUUGCUCUCCUACAAUGAAACCGUCCAUGAAGAACAGAGCCCGACCACGCCGUUUUCCAUAUCCGAAUUUCAAGGUGGAGUGCCUGAUGCUUGGGGCGGUGUUGGCAUCGAGACUUCUGCUGCAUACAUCGGUCCCGAAUUCGAACGCAUCUUCUACAAGAUAAAUUACGGCUUUCGCGCUGCCAUCCAGAAUCUUUACAUGAUCUUUGGGGGAACAAAUUGGGGCAACUUGGGCCAUUCUGGUGGUUACACCUCGUACGAUGUGGGUGCGGCCAUCGCCGAAGAUCGGCAAGUCAUCCGCGAGAAAUACAGUGAAUUGAAGUUACAAUCCAACUUCCUACAAGCAUCGUCUGCUUAUCUCGAGACACACUCAGAUAAUGGGAGCUAUGGGAUCUACACAGACGCCACCUCCCUCGCGGUCACCCGGUUAGCCGGGAAUCCUACCAAUUUCUAUGUGGUACGCCAUGGAGAGUUAACCUCGCGAGAGUCGACUUCAUAUAAGCUACGCGUGAAUACUAGCGCAGGGAACCUGGCAAUUCCUCAGCUAAGUGGAUCCUUAAGUCUACAUGGUCGAGAUUCGAAGAUCCACUUGGUCGACUACAACGUCGGAAAUGUCAGUCUGAUCUAUUCCACGGCCGAGCUCUUCACAUGGAAGCAGGCAGGCUCCAAGUCAGUGGUUGUUCUCUACGGAGGUGAAGAUGAGCUCCAUGAAUUUGCUGUCCCUGCAAAUAAAGGCAAACCAACCUCUAUUGAAGGCGACGGUUUGCAGGUUCAGCAGAUCAACUCGACUACUGUCAUACAAUGGGCAGUCCAACCGUCACGCCGAGUUGUGCAUUUCAGCGAUACCCUUGAGGUGCAUCUACUUUGGCGGAACGAGGCAUACAACUACUGGGUCCUCGACCUGCCCGUUCCAGGGGCUAUAGGCCGACACGUCUCCCGAUCACAUACCAACCGAUCUGUCAUUGUCAAGGCCGGAUAUCUGCUACGAACUGCCGAAAUAAUUGGCACGUCCCUCUAUCUGACAGGCGACAUCAACACCACCACUACCAUCGAGCUCAUUUCCGCCCCUCAGCCAGUAACUAGCAUUCUCUUCAACAAAAAUCGUAUCCCGACUACCAUCACAUCACCAGGCCGCCUCACCGGCACCCUCACCUACCACAAGCCCAACAUCAGCCUACCAGACCUCACAACGCUCGACUGGUACUACCUCAACACCCUCCCAGAGGUCCACGAUCCCACAUACGACGACCACCUCUGGACUCCUUGCACACACACCACAACCGCAAAUCCACGCAACCUAACGACCCCAACAUCCCUCUACGCCAGUGACUACGGCUACAACGGCGGCACCCUCCUCUACAGAGGCACCUUCACCGCAACCGGCAAUGAGACUUCCCUCUACCUCCUCACUGAAGGCGGCUACGCCUACGGCCACUCCAUCUGGCUCAACAACACAUUCCUCGCCUCCUGGCCAGGAAACCCAGCGUUCCUCCUCUCCAACCAAACAAUCACAUUCCCGUCCCCCCUCACCCCGGGAACCACCUACAAACUAACAAUCCUAAUCGACCACCUCGGCAACGACGAGAACUUCCCCGCGAACGGCGAAUUCAUGAAAGAUCCGCGCGGAAUCCUAGAUUACACUCUUCACGGCCGCGACGACAAAUCAGCUAUAUCGUGGAAAAUGACGGGUAACUUUGGUGGAGAGAGUUACGCUGAUCUAAGUCGUGGUCCACUCAAUGAGGGGGCGUUGUUCGCUGAACGAAAGGGAUAUCAUCUCCCCGGUGCGCCGACGGAGCAGUGGACGAAGAGGUCGCCGUUUGAUGGACUCCCGGAGGAUGAGAGGCCCGGGGUGGGGUUCUUCGCGACGAAAUUCGAUUUGCAAAUCCCGGAUGGGUAUGAUGUGCCUAUUAGUGUUGUGUUUGAGAAUAGUACUAUGGCUGGUGAUGGAUCGGGGCCUGCGAGAUUCCGGUCCGAGCUUUUUGUGAAUGGAUGGCAGUUUGGGAAGUACGUCAAUCAUAUCGGCCCACAGCUUAGCUAUCCCGUCCCUGAGGGCAUUCUAAACUACAAUGGGAGCAAUUACCUUGCUCUGACCAUCUGGGCUAUGGAUGAGAAGUCGUUCAAGUUGGAUGGAUUGCGGCUGCAGGCUAACGCAGUGGUGCAGAGUGGGUAUCGCAAGCCAAGUCUUGUGAAGGGAGAGGUGUACAAGGAACGGGUUGAUAGCUAUUGA